Molecule: messenger RNA, 1554 nt
Organism: Candoia aspera
Lineage: Eukaryota; Metazoa; Chordata; Lepidosauria; Squamata; Candoiidae
Gene: REM1
Product: RRAD and GEM like GTPase 1
Exons: 4
Coding region: 1-906 (301 amino acids)
Biological process (GO): negative regulation of high voltage-gated calcium channel activity
Cellular component (GO): plasma membrane
Molecular function (GO): GTP binding; calcium channel regulator activity; GTPase activity
Source: RefSeq, a predicted model, not a curated record
AUGACUCUGAACAUCCAACGUGGAAGCAGCAUGAGUCCUUGCCAGCGGCGGGCCAGCACCCCGCUUCCUGGGUCUCGCUCAGAGCGGCCGAGCCCUCGAACCAGGCAGGCCGAGCCCUGCCACCCACAGCUGGGACACUCAUCAUCCUGUGAGCCCCGAGCCUGCCUCCCAGAGCCCUGUGGCGGCUGGCUGUCCGAGUCCUCUGGCUCCAAUGAAUCAUGCGGAUCCCUCUACCGUGUGGUGCUCCUUGGUGAUCCUGGCGUGGGCAAGACCAGUCUGGUGAACCUCUUUGCCGGGGUUCAAGAAAAGGACUACUCACUGGAACAACAGAGAGAGGACACCUAUGAGCGCACCUUGUCCGUGGAUGGGGAGGAGACCACGCUGGUGGUGAUCGACACCUGGGAGGCUGAAAAGCGGUCUUCGGAGGAAGACCACUGGCUGCACCAUGACUGCAUGCAGGUGGGCAACGCCUACGUCAUCGUCUACUCCAUCACAGACCGGGGCAGCUUUGAGAGCGCGUCCGAGCUGCGCAUUCAGCUCCGCCGCACCCGGCAGGCAGAGAACAUUCCCAUUAUCCUGGUGGGGAACAAGAGCGACCUGGUGCGCUCCCGAGAGGUGUCUGUGGAAGAAGGCCGAGCCUGCGCCGUGGUCUUUGACUGCAAAUUCAUUGAGACGUCGGCUGCCCUCCAGCACAACGUGACCGAACUCUUUGAGGGGGUGGUGCGGCAGAUCCGCCUGCGGAAGGACAGCAAGGAGGCCAACGAGCGGCGGAUGUCACUUUACAAGCGCAAGGAGAGCCUCACCAAGAAGGUCCGGCGCUUCCUGGACCAGCUGGCGGCUCGCAACAACAAAAAGGUGGCUCUGAAGGUCCGUUCCAAGUCUUGCCACGACCUGUCCGUGCUGUGAGAGCACCAGGUGCCCUCCUCCGCUCUCCCCUCUGGCACCGCCAAGGGCUUGGCCUUGGUCUUCCUUCCCAUGCCUAUCCACAGCUUUGCAGACACUCUUCUUUGUUGGUGGCGGGGCCUUUACAGAGGCAAAAAGGUCACUGGGCAGCUGGGUGGAGUGGCACAGAAGUGGUGGGCUCAGAGCCAAUUGGGGCCUGGAACCAUCCUUGGAUCAACGGACUGGCCGGCCAGUGCUCGGGACGGCUGAGGAAGGCCAUGCAAUAAAGCGAGGCUUUCCGGCAAGCGACGAUGGAAUCUGGCAGAUGAACGUGAGCAGGGAGUAAGCGCACCACAAGGGACCUGAUCCUCACCUGAUCCACUUCGCUCCCCAAGGCUUUUGAUUUGCCCUCAUGGCUCUGUGGGGCCGUCCGCUAUCUUUCAGAUUCAGGCCAGUGGCUCAGUGCCAGGCCUGGUCAGGAAGGGAGCUGGCUGCUUGGCAGAUGCCUGUCGUUGGUCCUGGCGAGGACCGAUAAGCAGAAUGAGAAAUACGCCACUGAACAGGGACUUCUGAAAUACAGCUUUGUCUUGCAUUGUAAUUAGCUGAAAAUUCCCUCCCGCAAAUGGUAUUUCCAGUGUUCCAGCAAAGACCCUAAAACUCUGAACUUUGAAA